Cadophora gregata is the source of this 1371-nucleotide messenger RNA. Its product is annotated as alpha-tubulin. Lineage: Eukaryota; Fungi; Ascomycota; Leotiomycetes; Helotiales; Ploettnerulaceae. The record is from RefSeq and is a predicted model, not a curated record. Gene Ontology annotation, molecular function: GTP binding; structural constituent of cytoskeleton. The transcript is spliced from 5 exons. Gene Ontology annotation, biological process: mitotic cell cycle; microtubule cytoskeleton organization. The coding region runs from base 1 to 1371 and encodes 456 amino acids. Gene Ontology annotation, cellular component: microtubule; cytoplasm.
AUGACGAGAGGCGAGAUUCUACACUUGCACAUCGGGCAAGCUGGUACACAGCUUGGAAACAGUGCCUGGGAGCUCUACCUCCUCGAGCACGGCCUCAGCAAAGACGGGCGGCCCGACCCCGCCGCAAAAGCCAUCCACGAAUCCGGCGAACUCGAUACCGUCUUCACCGAAACAGGAAAUGGCAAAUACGUCCCCCGCUCCAUCUUUGUCGACUUGGAUCCCAGCCCUAUCGAUGAGAUCCGCACGGGCGACUACAGACAGCUGUUUCAUCCCGAGUUGUUGAUUAGUGGAAAGGAGGACGCGGCGAAUAAUUAUGCGAGAGGGCAUUACACGAUUGGGAAGGAAUUGCUCGAGGGGACUUUGGAUAAGAUUCGGAGGGUUUUGGACAAUUGCUCCUCCCUUCAAGGCUUCCUAAUCUUCCACUCCUUCGGGGGCGGAACCGGCUCAGGCCUCGGCUCCCUCCUCCUCGAACGUCUCUCCACCGACUACGGCAAGAAAUGCAAACUCGAAUUCGCCGUCUACCCUGCCCCGCGCGUCUCAACCGCGGUCGUAGAACCCUACAACGCCGUCCUCUCCACGCACUCCACCAUCGAGAACAGCGACUGCACCUUCCUCGUCGACAACGAAGCCGUCUACGACAUCUGCCGCCGCAACCUGAACAUCGAGCGCCCCUCCUUCGAGCACCUGAACCGGCUGAUCGCGCAGGUGGUGAGCAGUAUUACGAGUUCGUUGAGGUUUGAUGGAGCGUUGAAUGUCGAUUUGAAUGAGUUCCAGACGAAUCUGGUGCCGUAUCCUAGGAUCCACUAUCCGUUGAUCAGUUAUGCGCCGGUUAUUAGUGCGGAGAGGAGUAGUCAUGAGAGUUUCAAGACGCAGGAGUUGACGCUGCAAUGUUUCGAACCCAACAACCAAAUGGUAGUCUGCGACCCCCGCAACGGAAAAUACAUGGCCGUCGCCCUCCUCUACCGCGGCGACGUCGUCCCCCGCGACUGCAACGCCGCCAUCGCCUCCCUCAAAGCCAAAACCUCCUUCAACCUCGUCGAGUGGUGUCCCACCGGCUUCAAGCUCGGCAUCAACUACCAGAAGCCCGUCUCCGUGCCCUCCACUUGCCCCAACGACGGGGCCCUCGCCUCAGUUGAUAGGAGUGUCAGUAUGUUGAGCAAUACGACGGCUAUUGCCGAGGCGUGGUCCCGUCUGGAUCAUAAGUUUGAUUUGAUGUAUAGUAAGAGGGCGUUUGUGCAUUGGUAUGUGGGCGAGGGCAUGGAGGAGGGCGAGUUUAGUGAGGCGAGGGAGGAUUUGGCGGCAUUGGAGAAGGAUUAUGAGGAGGUGGCGGCGGAUAGCUUUGAGCCUGGGGAGGAGGGGGAGGAGUACUAG